Molecule: messenger RNA, 1476 nt
Organism: Aureobasidium melanogenum CBS 110374
Lineage: Eukaryota; Fungi; Ascomycota; Dothideomycetes; Dothideales; Saccotheciaceae
Exons: 2
Coding region: 1-1476 (491 amino acids)
Source: RefSeq, a predicted model, not a curated record
AUGGACCGUCUGCCUCCAGAACUCAUCACCAAGAUACUUGGCUACUGUCCUCGAGGUCGACCAUCAAGGGGCCGACCAUGUCUUGCACCAUAUGCGCUAAUCUCGAAACAAUGGCAACAAAUUGUUGAGCGACUUGUUUUUAGCUCUAUCAGAUUGAAAAGUUCCGAGUUGGGACACUUCGCAAAUGUGUAUGGCGCCGAGUUAGAGCAGAUUCAUCGCAGAUCUGCUUUGCAACAACUCAAAUAUACCAUUGAACCCACACCCGGCACAGAUGAAGCUUUGGAAUCAGAAAUCGCAACUGAAAGAACGAUUGCCAGACAAGAGGCUACGGAAGCCGUCAUGUUUAGCCUUGGAGAACUCUACUCGAUUUUGAGCUCCUGGUCAACCAAUAAGACUAUCACUCUCGAAAUAGGGUUUCCACAGGAGACUUGCCUAUCAAAGGCUGCGACCGAACUGAUACCUAGGACUAAGCUUGUCAAGCGUUUCGAGUUCAAAAGUACAGCCCAGCGAGACCCAGUCUUGUUAGCCUCGAUCGCCUCCCAGAUGAUUGGCCUACAAGACAUCAAAUGGGAAUUGGACGACUACGAUAAGAAUAUAAACUCGGUGUCCCGGCGCAAAGCGCGUUACGACUUUUCCAAGCAAGUACAGUCGCUUGUGGAGAUCUGUCCGUCGCUGCGGACGAUUGAGCUCCGCUUUGUCAACGAAACACCAUCUGACGAGAACAUUGCCGUCCCUAGCAUUUUGCUACCGCAUGUGCCGGUAGAUCAUCUGAGUCAGUCUUUGAAACUGCUAUCGUCGAUGACCGACCUGAGAACUCUGGUUCUCCAUAGCGUUGUUCUUUCAGAACAGUUCUUCCAGCAGUCUAAGCUAUCGUCGAGGUCACCUAUGUGGCCUAGUCUUAGUCGUUUAGAGAUCAACUACAGCCCAAUGGCGGCAGAUGGGGGUUGGUUUUUCGAGAGAGAACCAAACACUGUUGGCAUUGAGCAAUACAGGAAUCUGGUUUCUCGACGUCUCGUGCUGGAACGCAUACACAAAACUCAAGAAGACCAAGCCAAAAUCACCAACUUUGAUCAAGAGUACGAACCUGCACGCCAAGACGACGAAAAUGAAGACCUUGACGACGCGGAAUGGGGCGAUGUGUUCAGAACCUGGCCGUCACAGAGACUCGAAGCUAUGCUCAUUAGUAUGGCACAAGUAGCUGGACAGAUGCCGGCUUUGAGGAUUUUUACAGCCAGUUCCGAUAUGCCAGACUGUGCGGCAUACCAGCUAUUUCAGUUUCUCUACCUUGUGCCGGGCGAGAUAGAUGCUGGCUGCCUUCUAGACUUCACACACGACAGCGAGCAUAGACACCAACGAAGGCUAUAUUGGCGAGUGCCGAGCUCAUGGCGCAUGAACGAAGAGCUGGGACGGGCUUGGAGCGAUCUACUAGGAGAGGACGGUGUGAUCGAGUAUCACGAUUGGUACGGAAGGGAAUGA